CAUCCUCUCCUCUUUAGUGGCCCUUUGCUCCUCCUGUUGGCACUGCUACUGCGUCGUGUUGUGCUGGUUUUACGUUAACUCUUUGGCACUACAUAUUGGCACUCCCUGUUUUUGUGUUGGUGGUUUGAGGAGUGUUGUUGCGUCGUGUUGGUGUUUGUGUGUGUGUGGUUGUGAAGUGGUGUUGGUUUCGGUGAGUUCAAGGAAAGAUUUGGUGGUCUUGGUGGUGGAAGUUGUAAUGGUGGUUGGGGAAGUGGUGGUGGUCUGAACUGUGGUGUUGGUUGUGGUUGUGAAGUGGUGUGUUGUUUUGGGUGAAUCCAGAGAGAAGAAUUGGUGGUCUUGGUGGUGGUGGUGGUGGUAGUGAUGGUGGUGAUUGUGUAGUUGUGGUGUUGGUAGUGGCAUAAGUGUUCUCGAUACUCUUGAUUGGUGUUUCUUGUGGUUACUAGUGAAUCUAAUGGUUAAUACCGGUGGUGUUAUUCAUAGUGGUUUUGGUUGUUACUGGUAUUACUACUGAUGGUGUUACUGGUACUGGUGUUCGUUCUUUCUGGUGGUGUUGAAAUUUAGGCCAUUUAAGAAGAGGUCAUUCAUUCUUUAACCCUCGUAGGACAUGGCCAAGGAGAAGGACAAGGCGGGGGUAGAAGGCGGUGGUGGUGAAAUGGGUGAUGGUGACAGUGCCGAUGGUGGUGAGAGAGCUAUGAUGGCUGGUGCUGAGGGUGGUGAUGAUGGCCCUUCUGGAUUGCUGCUGAAGAAGGACGAGAACUGCGGGGGUGUUGAGGUGGUGGUUAGCGGGGAAUUCGAUGAUAGUGAUGAUGGCAGUGAUGACGAUGACAAGUCGGUGGUGUUGAACGGACAUGAGGACGUGGUGAAGGUCAUUUUGAGACGCAAGGACAGCAGCGACCCUGACGAAGGCACCGAAGAGACGAAGAUGAGGAAGAAAUCGUUCAUCAAGAUCCGACUGGAGGAGGAAGACGAGGAAGAACAAGAGGAGGAGAAAAAGAAGAAGGGGGACGAUGUUGAUGGAGGUGGAAGCAAGAGGUGUGAGGACUGUCCCGUGUCUCAAUGUCCUUACUGCUGGGGAUGUCCUGAAGAUAGUGGCGAUGAUGAAAGGUGAGUCAUUCAAGGCCAA
This is a messenger RNA of Eriocheir sinensis (Chinese mitten crab), 1123 nucleotides long. RefSeq names its product ribosome biogenesis protein bop1-like. The coding region runs from base 605 to 1108 and encodes 167 amino acids. The record is from RefSeq and is a predicted model, not a curated record. The transcript is spliced from 2 exons. Lineage: Eukaryota; Metazoa; Arthropoda; Malacostraca; Decapoda; Varunidae.